AUGUCGUGUCAGCAGCGGAGACCUGUGUCAAGGAGCCGGAGCCGGCAAAAAAGUUCAAGGAGGUCGGAACCCAACAGCUUUCGACGUGACCGGCCCUCCGCUCAUCCUCAUUUUAGGUGGAGGAAGGGAAUGACACUGGCGCAGGGCAGGUACGAGGUUCACGGCCGGCUUGGGGACGGAACCUUUGGCCGCGUGCUUGCUGCGAAGGAUCUUCAAACAGGAGAGUCGGUGGCUGUCAAAGUUGGCAAAGGCGGAGAUGAGUUCUGUGAGCAGGCGGCGGAGGAAGUGGAGAUUCUUCAACACAUCCAGCGCUUACAUCCUGGCAGGGAGAGCUUUUGUGUGAAGUUCCUGGACAGUUUCCUGGAGCCUCCGAAGCAUUUUUGCCUGGUGUUUGAGCGCUUGGGCAUCAGCCUCCGCGACUUCUUGAAGAGGAGCAGCGGCUGUGGGCUUUUUGUGGAGGACCUGCGACGAAUCGCCCAACAGCUGCUUCACGGCUUAGCAGGCCUGCACACUGCAGGUAUCUUGCACACAGAUCUGAAGUGUCGAAACGUGAUGCUCAACGACGAGCGCCACCGUGCAGCACCGCACCCACGGGAUCCCGGCAAGGAGGCCUUACGACCAAAGGAUUGUAGCAUCAGGAUCGUCGACUUCGGCUCUGCGAUUCAACAGGACGAAACUUUCCGCGGCCGUGCUUGCACGAGACAGUUUAGAAGCCCGGAGGUUGCGCUGGGCCUGCAAUGGGAUGAGAAACUGGACAUCUGGAGUGCAGGCUGCAUCACUGCCAUGCUCUACACUGGUGUGCGACCUUUCAGCGUGCACGAGAACCAGGAGCACCUGGCUAUGAUGGAGAGGUUGCUGGAUGAUCGAUUUCCACAGCACAUGCUACGAACAGCCAGGCGAAAUCGGACCGAGCAAGAUGAGGCAUCAUCGGACCCUGACCUCGAAGACUUUGCUGUAACAGAGGACGAUCGCCUGGACUGGCCAGGCAAGGCUUCGGAAGCGGCGGUGCGGCGAGUGGAGGAGCUUCAGCCACUGUCACGACAGGUCUUGCCGCGGCACGGAGCCUUCCUGUCCUUGCUCCAAGGUCUGCUGCGGCUGGAUCCACAACACCGGAUGGAUGCAGUGACCGGUUGCAAGUCGCCAUUCUUCCUCGAAGAGGUGGUGGAAUGA
Molecule: messenger RNA, 1170 nt
Organism: Symbiodinium sp. CCMP2592
Lineage: Eukaryota; Dinophyceae; Suessiales; Symbiodiniaceae
Source: the annotation of a GenBank genome assembly